GUUUCCACUUGCAACUUUACAAAUAUCAUCAAAUCACAACCCCAAUAACCAGCCCCCCACUCUCAUCUGCCGGCCAUGGUGGAGAUCGAAGAAACCGAAGAAUCAACGGUCACCACAACCAGCAAGCAAGAAGAAUCACAGCCACUGUUAAACAGCUCUUCAGAGUCAAAGCCCCGGCCGAAAUCGGUGCGAACCAAGGUCCCAGAGGUGGAAGUCCACCUCUUCCGGUCCGGUGAGGGUCCGAUUGACACCUUCAAAUCACCCUUAGGUGGGUGGGACCAAGAUCAGCUCGAAGUUCGAGACAUAUUGGAAAAGUAUGGGCUCAAAUCGGUGUACGCUUUUAAUACGCAGUCUGGUAGAGGUGUUCCCAUCCGGUUUAACCCUAAAAACGGUCGAUCUAUUCUUCCCUAUAAAGAUGGUUCCCUAAUUCUCAUUGAUGGAGAGCCUAAGGACUCGUUGAUAAAGCCAAUCACAAGGAUCCUCGUUGGCGUUGCAGCAUUAACCGCACUGAUAAUACUGGUUAUGAAGGAGACACCUGGAUGGGCUAAGAAGUUGAACUUUACCGGUGUUAAUUUCAAUGCCCCGCCGUGGGUCCUAGCUUGCGUGGUUAUUGUCUUCACUCGUUUGAGGAAGAGAACCCGAGAUUUCUUCAUCAAACGUCGUUAGUUUAUAGUUUCCCUUUAAGCCCAUGGUACACAUCACCACCAUCAUAAUCUAAAAACACACAUUUCAUAAGAUGGUUUUUGAUGUUAAUUGUGGUUUCUGCUUGAAAGAAUCUUUGUUUGUGAGUUUUGUUUCACUACGAUUCAGUCGGUAUGUUUUCGUCUUGAUGGAUUUUGCGGCUGGUUCUUUUACCCAGCCUUCGUGUCUAUCAUGAUGGUGCAUGUUUGUUCAUCGGAGACCUAUUUGGGGAUAUCGGGUAUUUUCUGUGUAAAAGGUUCUUUUGGUUAACUGAUGUUGGUUUUGUCUCGAUGAAGAUGAUUGCUGAUCGGUUCAUUUUAGGUA
This is a messenger RNA of Helianthus annuus (common sunflower), 1005 nucleotides long. RefSeq lists its product as uncharacterized. The transcript has 2 exons. NCBI's taxonomy places the organism in Eukaryota, Viridiplantae, Streptophyta, Magnoliopsida, Asterales, Asteraceae. Bases 76 to 666 code for a protein of 196 amino acids. The record is from RefSeq and is a predicted model, not a curated record.